Messenger RNA from Chrysochloris asiatica (Cape golden mole), 1728 nucleotides. It is a transcript of the gene PDPK1, whose product is annotated as 3-phosphoinositide dependent protein kinase-1. The coding region runs from base 1 to 1728 and encodes 575 amino acids. The record is from RefSeq and is a predicted model, not a curated record. Gene Ontology annotation, biological process: peptidyl-serine phosphorylation; intracellular signal transduction. The transcript has 13 exons. Gene Ontology annotation, molecular function: protein serine/threonine kinase activity; ATP binding. NCBI's taxonomy places the organism in Eukaryota, Metazoa, Chordata, Mammalia, Afrosoricida, Chrysochloridae.
AUGGUGGGCCUGUGUCCUGGGCUGGCCUUAAGCAUCAUGGAGGUGAGGUGCUUGCACCUGCGUUCCCUCACGGAGGCUCUCCUGUUCAUGUGCCCCCAGUAUGACACCGUCCCCAUCCAGCCCAGUGUGGUGUUAUGCUCCUGCCCGCCCCCAUCCAUGGUGAGGAGCCCGAACGACGCCGGCAGCAGGCAGGGCUCCAGCAUGGAUGCUCCCUCAGCGGAGCCUAGGCCCAGCCCCAGCGCCCUCCAGCACCCCGCCCAGCCACCGCCGGCCCAGCCUCGCAAGAAGCGGCCCGAAGACUUCAAGUUUGGGAAGAUUCUUGGGGAAGGCUCUUUUUCCACAGUUGUCCUGGCCCGAGAACUGGCAACCUCAAGAGAAUACGCGAUUAAAAUCCUUGAGAAACGGCACAUCAUCAAGGAGAACAAGGUCCCGUACGUGACCAGGGAGCGGGAUGUGAUAUCGUGCCUGGACCACCCAUUCUUUGUGAAGCUCUACUUUGCGUUCCAGGAUGAUGAGAAGCUGUAUUUUGGCCUGAGUUAUGCCAAAAACGGAGAGCUACUUAAGUAUAUUCGCAAAAUCGGUUCCUUUGAUGAGACCUGCACUCGCUUUUACACGGCUGAGAUGGUGUCUGCUCUGGAGUACCUACAUGGCAAGGGCAUCAUCCACAGGGACCUCAAACCCGAGAAUAUUCUGUUAAAUGAAGACAUGCACAUCCAGAUCACGGACUUCGGAACUGCCAAGGUGCUCUCUCCCGAGAGCAAGCAAGCCAGGGCCAACUCGUUUGUGGGGACCGCUCAGUACGUCUCUCCAGAGCUGCUCACAGAGAAGUCGGCCUGUAAAAGCUCCGAUCUUUGGGCUCUUGGCUGCAUAAUCUACCAGCUUGUGGCCGGACUCCCACCCUUCCGAGCGGGGAACGAGUACCUCAUCUUCCAGAAGAUCAUUAAGUUGGAAUAUGACUUUCCAGAAAAAUUCUUCCCCAAGGCGAGAGACCUUGUGGAAAAGCUUUUGGUCUUAGAUGCCACAAAGCGACUGGGCUGCGAGGAGAUGGCUGGGUACGCGCCGCUGAGGGCCCACGCCUUCUUUGAGUCCAUCACGUGGGAGAACCUGCACCACCAGACUCCCCCGAAGCUCACUGCGUACCUGCCUGCCAUGUCCGAGGACGAUGAGGACUGCUACGGAAACUAUGACAACCUCCUGAGCCAGUUUGGCUGCAUGCAGGUGUCCUCGUCAUCCUCGUCCCAUUCACUGUCGGCCGUGGAGUCGGGGCCGACCCAGCGCUCGGGCAGCAGCAUCGAGCACUACAUCCACGACCUGGACUCCAACUCAUUUGAGCUGGACUUGCAGUUCUCGGAGGACGAGAAGAGGCUGCUACUGGGGAAGCAGGCUGCAGGGAACCCUUGGCAUCAGUUUGUAGAGAAUAACUUAAUACUGAAAAUGGGUCCAGUAGAUAAGCGGAAGGGCUUAUUUGCACGACGGCGACAGUUAUUGCUCACCGAAGGGCCCCACUUAUACUAUGUGGACCCUGCCAACAAGGUGCUCAAGGGGGAGAUCCCGUGGUCCCAAGAGCUCCGGCCAGAGGCCAAGAACUUUAAAACUUUCUUCGUGCACACACCCAACAGGACCUACUACCUGAUGGACCCCAGCGGCAAUGCCCACAAGUGGUGCCGGAAGAUCCAGGAGGUGUGGAGGCGCAGCUACCAGAGCCAGCCAGCCGCCGCCGUCCAGUGA